AUGCUCCAACCCAACGUUUCCCCUGCCGACUUUCAGGAUCAACGUUCCUUGCGUGACAGCGAGAUGUCGGAGAAUUUCGAGGUUGAGGUUUGUUUGUGGCCGUCGCCUACGGUUUCGACAUCUGCGCCCAAGAUGACAAUGUCGUCGCCGUCGCCGACGACAACGACGACGGCGGCUGUAAUGGUGGCAACGAGUGGGUCAUCGAAGAACAAGUUGAAAGUAAUGGUGCAACCGAAAUUUUGGAACUCAAAGAUACCAAUGGAAGUGAACCCAACGAAUAACGUGGGGGAAUUGAAGAAAGAGCUGCAAAAGCUACAGCAGAGACUGCAUUUUCAUCCGCCACCAGAGGGUUUCUUUUUCAUUUAUGACCACGACGACCGCUCCUUCCGUUGGCAUGGUGUAGCCCACGACGAUACCAUUGAGAUCUUCAAUGACAGCGUUUCUGGCGGAUCUUAA
Messenger RNA from Cucurbita maxima (winter squash), 456 nucleotides. RefSeq lists its product as uncharacterized. Gene Ontology annotation, biological process: proteasome-mediated ubiquitin-dependent protein catabolic process. Gene Ontology annotation, cellular component: cytosol; nucleoplasm. Gene Ontology annotation, molecular function: ubiquitin binding; polyubiquitin modification-dependent protein binding; proteasome binding. The record is from RefSeq and is a predicted model, not a curated record. Bases 1 to 456 code for a protein of 151 amino acids. The transcript has a single exon. Lineage: Eukaryota; Viridiplantae; Streptophyta; Magnoliopsida; Cucurbitales; Cucurbitaceae.